Messenger RNA from Dromiciops gliroides (monito del monte), 444 nucleotides. RefSeq names its product phospholipase A2 group X (gene PLA2G10). The coding region runs from base 1 to 444 and encodes 147 amino acids. Lineage: Eukaryota; Metazoa; Chordata; Mammalia; Microbiotheria; Microbiotheriidae. The record is from RefSeq and is a predicted model, not a curated record. Gene Ontology annotation, molecular function: calcium ion binding; phospholipid binding. Gene Ontology annotation, biological process: arachidonate secretion; phospholipid metabolic process; lipid catabolic process. The transcript is spliced from 4 exons.
AUGGAGUCUGUCUCCUUGCUACUACUGCUGCUCUUCACAACUGUUUCAGGGAAAUCCCAUGUGCAUCGGAGGGGACUCUUGGAGCUGGCAGGAGCCAUCAACUGUGCUACAAGCCGUUCGUCACUGGCAUAUAUGAGCUAUGGCUGCUACUGUGGCAUUGGAGGAACUGGGUGGCCCCGGGACCGAGCUGACUGGUGCUGCCAAAAACAUGACUGCUGUUACAGCAAGGUUGAAAACGCUGGUUGUAGCCCAAAGAUGGAACGAUAUAACUGGGAAUGUUUAGACCAGAGGGUAGAAUGUGGUGCCAACCUGAACAAGUGCCAAGAAAUGAUGUGCAAAUGUGACAAGGAAAUUGCCCACUGCUUGGCCACAGCAGAAUAUAACUCAAAGUACAUUUUCUUCCUCCACGUGUUUUGUGGAGAUGAGAAGCCAAAAUGUGACUGA